Plenodomus lingam JN3 is the source of this 246-nucleotide messenger RNA. Lineage: Eukaryota; Fungi; Ascomycota; Dothideomycetes; Pleosporales; Leptosphaeriaceae. The record is from RefSeq and is a predicted model, not a curated record.
AUGCCCUGCACUACCUCGGCGCAAGCCACGCUUUGCAAAGGCAACACGAGGAAGCAUGUGCAAAACCAACAGCUUCCACCAUCCGUACCCGCCCCAUCGUCAGCCGCACAUGUCGACCGAAGCGGCAACUCUAGGCUAACCCGGAGGUCUAGUUCGCUGGCUCCCGAACUUCCGGUUGGCCUGUGGCGUUUCGCCUUGAUCGGUCUCGAUGCUUUCCAGGCAUUGGCCUUGAUGCGCCACUUCUAA